UGAACGUAAUACUACGGUUAUUCGGAGAUAAACUAGCUUAUCAUGGCUCGUACUAAGCAAACUGCUCGUAAGUCGACUGGUGGAAAGGCUCCACGUAAACAACUGGCUACCAAGGCCGCCCGUAAGAGCGCGCCAGCCACUGGUGGUGUCAAGAAGCCACAUCGUUACCGUCCUGGAACAGUCGCUCUUCGUGAGAUCCGUCGUUACCAGAAGAGUACUGAGCUCCUCAUCCGUAAAUUACCAUUUCAACGUUUGGUGCGUGAAAUCGCUCAGGACUUCAAGACCGACCUGAGAUUCCAAAGCUCAGCCGUGAUGGCCCUCCAGGAAGCCAGCGAAGCCUACCUCGUUGGUCUUUUUGAAGACACCAACCUCUGUGCCAUCCACGCCAAGCGUGUUACCAUCAUGCCCAAGGACAUCCAAUUAGCCCGUCGUAUUCGAGGAGAACGUGCUUAAGUUAUUACAACAUCAAAACUUAAUAAACCAAACGGCCCUUUUCAGGGCCAUCAAAUUUUUCAUACGAAGAAAGUUUAACUCGUUUCUCGUUUAUUUUAUUGGUUACAAUUGAAAAACAAUGAAAUGCCAUAUUUAUCCCAAUUUCCCAACAAUACCAUACACGCUUUUCUUUCAAUUAAACACUGCCUAAUCAUACUAAUGCAUUUGCCUGCAAAAUACUAGUACUGCUGAUAAUAUUAGGGUACAAUUUUUGUUAUUUAUAAAAAUAUAUAUU
Molecule: messenger RNA, 727 nt
Organism: Microplitis mediator
Lineage: Eukaryota; Metazoa; Arthropoda; Insecta; Hymenoptera; Braconidae
Product: histone H3
Exons: 1
Coding region: 43-453 (136 amino acids)
Cellular component (GO): nucleosome
Molecular function (GO): protein heterodimerization activity; DNA binding; structural constituent of chromatin
Source: RefSeq, a predicted model, not a curated record